AUGCUCGUCAAAGAGGGAGUUCAAGGUUCCGUCAAGCGUGUUGCUAUUUUGAUCAAACCGAAGUCGCUAGCUUUUAACCCAGACACUUUCUACUCGGACUCUUGGAUUUUGUUCAUAGUAACAUGGACGCUACGAAAAGAACAAAUUUUGACUGCACCUCUCCUCCUUGCCCCGGGCUUGAGACCGGCUGUGAGCUGCAUGUUAUGCAACACAGGCGGAGUUACAUGCAUACAACCACACAAAAUACAAGAUCACACAGAGACAGGGAUGCAGAAGCAAAUUACGGGAAACAGUGACAGGCCCAAGCACAUCAUAAAAACUAGCAAUAAAACAACCCCAGGAGUAAGUCGUGCAUUUAACACUCCUGGUUUGAUCCUAGACCCCUCCAUUGCUUUCUUUUCCGAAAAAUUAGCAAAAACUCUCAAAGUCCAUGUUCCUGGAAAACACACCAACUGA
Molecule: messenger RNA, 456 nt
Organism: Dovyalis caffra
Lineage: Eukaryota; Viridiplantae; Streptophyta; Magnoliopsida; Malpighiales; Salicaceae
Source: the annotation of a GenBank genome assembly